AUGGAGGUGAUCAGAGGUAAUACCCCUGGGACUGCAAAUAGCCCGGUCGGUAAACCUAAAGCGCCUCCUACCUACACUGAAGUCCUUAGCCAGUUCAAGGUUGGACUGAUGCCUAAGGACUAUCCGAUGUCUCGGCUCUCGACUACCAUGAUGGAACUAGUAGAAGAGUCCAUCCUGGCUAUAGUCGUUGAUAAGAGAAAGGAACAAUUCAAGCCCAAAUUCACCAACUGCAGGUUUAGGUCCGGGUUUAUGGUAAUAGAGUGCCAGAACCAGGAAACUGCAGACUGGCUGAAAGGAAUUGUUCCGAGUAUCAAGCCAUGGGAAACAGCUGAUCUGAUGGUUGUUGAUAGUGAAUCUAUCCCGAGACCAGAAAUUUUAGCUGUCUUCUUUCCCAAAAGUGAGAAAAACGACAAUGAAACCAUAUUGGCUCUGGUUGAAGGCCAUAACAACAUUGCCACUGAUUCUUGGAGGGUGUUAAAGCGCAAGCCCAUCAAGAAUCAUGUGCAGCUUAUCCUGUCAGUAGAGGAAGCGUCAGCGAAAAAAAUCGCUGAUUGGAACUACAAACUGAAUUAUAAAUUCGGAAUUAUAUACCCGCGAAAAUCAGGGCUGGUCGAAAUUUCAAAAGCGCCAGGCCUGAAUCCACAAAUAAUGCUGUAA
This is a messenger RNA of Wyeomyia smithii (pitcher-plant mosquito), 657 nucleotides long. RefSeq lists its product as uncharacterized. The record is from RefSeq and is a predicted model, not a curated record. Bases 1 to 657 code for a protein of 218 amino acids. The transcript has a single exon. NCBI's taxonomy places the organism in Eukaryota, Metazoa, Arthropoda, Insecta, Diptera, Culicidae.